Messenger RNA from Teleopsis dalmanni, 820 nucleotides. RefSeq lists its product as uncharacterized. The transcript is spliced from 4 exons. NCBI's taxonomy places the organism in Eukaryota, Metazoa, Arthropoda, Insecta, Diptera, Diopsidae. The coding region runs from base 38 to 667 and encodes 209 amino acids. The record is from RefSeq and is a predicted model, not a curated record.
UAUAGUUUCAACUAAAAAUCAUAGAAUUAAAGUAGCUAUGGCAAAACGUAAAACUGGACGGAUAAUUGUGUUCAUAGUCUAUAUCUUAACACUGAUACUGAUGAUAGCUGAUCUCGUACUUAAUUUUUCUUGUAUAUUUCUGUUUUACAUAAUGACAAAUGCUAUCUUGUUAUUUCGUGUGUUCGGAGUUCAUUGGUUCACAAGAUUUUUACACGUUCUAUUAUUUAUAAUUUUGAUAGGUGCAUUGAUAUACUUUACGAUAUCCGAGAACCUGGUGUUUGCGUUCUUGGCAAUCAUCGUGAUCAUUCAGUUUCUUUUUUCUCUACACUUUGUACUGUUCCGUCCCGGUUUUACCAUAGAACAGAGAGCUAGGCGCGUUGGGUGGCAUGCAUUUUUGGGUCUUUUGGUAGUAGUAUCGUUCUUUUGGAUUAUAUCCAUUCUACUACCAAAUAAUUGGGGUGUUUUUCUUGAAAUGAUUUAUGUUUUGCUAUUUCUUUUCAUUGUUAUGACACCGCAAUUUAUGUCGGCGAAGCAAGCGGUGGUAUUAGCAAUCAAGGAUCGCAGUCGUCGUUCAACCAGUGCAAGCGUACACAGCGUAGAUGGGCGAACCAGUCGCGGAUCGCAAAGAGGUGACAGUCGCAGAUCUAGCAAGGAGUGCCGCAGGUGAGAUUCUAAUUCCAUUCCAAUGUGAUUUGAAGAAUCUUACCCAGUUUUAACUACAAAUGAAAAUGGUUUAUUUAAUCUUAUCACAGUAUUCGCACAACAAGGCUAUUUAAAGUCAUAACUCUCAUCAUAUUUAUUUGUUAUUAAAGUGAAAUAU